This is a messenger RNA of Medioppia subpectinata, 940 nucleotides long. The record is from the annotation of a GenBank genome assembly. Lineage: Eukaryota; Metazoa; Arthropoda; Arachnida; Sarcoptiformes; Oppiidae.
UCCGGUCGCAGUUCAGGGCACGAAAGCGGCGAUGAAUUAUAGCGACGAACACUCGAUUGGGGACGGCUUGGAGUGGAUGGCCGUCUGGAAUCAGGCUAUGGUCCAGAGUGAAGAUCUGGUCACUGCGGCCACGGCUACGGCCACCCGCGCUAAGGAACCGCCAAAAGCGAUACUACCGAUCCGUACGGCCAGUGGGGCGGCAAUCGUACGCCACAUAACGACCAGUGGCGUAAAGGCGCGCAUCACUUACAUGUGCACACAUGGUGGCAAAUUUCACUGGUACGAGACCAUUAAUGUGAAAGCGCCGGCGCCGCACAUUUGGCACAUACGGCUCGACCGGACCGACAAACGCAACGCCGUCUCACGUUUAAUGUUGCAGGAGAUCGUCGAUUGUUUUGACCGCAUCGGCACAGACCCCGAGUGCCGGGCGGUGGUGCUGUCGGGCGCCGGUGAGUGCUUCUCAGCCGGUAUGGACUGUCGCGACGUGUCGGCCAUCGUGAAGGAGGGCAUCGCCGCUCACACGAUGGCCAACAUCAUGGCCGAGCAUGGCGACGCCGAGCCCACUCAACCCGCUCACAUCCCUACAGACAUAUCGCGUAGAGGGGCUCACAUCCGGCGGGCGACCCGACAAUGGCAAGGCUCGCUUAACACGAUCGCCGAGUGUCCUGUGCCAGUGGUGGCGGCCAUACACGGCCCCUGUAUUGGCGCUGGUCUGGUGUUGGCACUGGCAGCUGAUGUACGCCACUGUUCGGCCGACGCCUACUUCUCCAUACGUGAGGUGCGCAUAGGUAUGGCCGCCGAUAUGGGUUCGUUACAACGGGUGCCUAAGUUGAUGGGCAACCGAUCGCUGGCCCGUGAGUUGGCCUUCACCGGUAGGGAUAUGCCGGCGGCUGAAGCGCUGGCACAGGGUUUGGUGAGUGCCGUGACUGAUGGCGCGGGU